AUGCGAUUUUUCCUUGUUUUGGCCAUUCUUUGUGCGCUCGGAUUUGUGAGCGCACAAACUGAUGCAACUGAUGGCGAGUUCCUCAUUGUUGAUAUUGGGACAACAGCGGAUCCAUAUAUUGAAGGAAGCACAGGGAGCAUCGAUACAUCGAGAAAUGAGGACACGAAUGGAAGGAAGAAACGCGAUUUGAUUGAAGAGAGUGGAUCAACCGGCGCACCGCUGCCGAACUCGCAAUUCUGUUACAACCAAGCACAUUGUCAAGUUGGAGAGAUCUGUUGCACUCAUCCGUACGAAUGUCCACCCGGCGCUUUCUGUCCAAUUUUCAUGUCUUUCGGAAUCUGUGCAAUCGAGUGCACCGAAGGGGAAAUCCCACUCGGCGAUGAUCAGACUGCUUCCACUCCACAA
Mesorhabditis belari is the source of this 405-nucleotide messenger RNA. NCBI's taxonomy places the organism in Eukaryota, Metazoa, Nematoda, Chromadorea, Rhabditida, Rhabditidae. The record is from the annotation of a GenBank genome assembly.